This is a messenger RNA of Myotis daubentonii (Daubenton's bat), 1510 nucleotides long. RefSeq names its product protein disulfide-isomerase TMX3-like. The record is from RefSeq and is a predicted model, not a curated record. The transcript has a single exon. NCBI's taxonomy places the organism in Eukaryota, Metazoa, Chordata, Mammalia, Chiroptera, Vespertilionidae. The coding region runs from base 317 to 1474 and encodes 385 amino acids.
CCCCUGCCCUCGGCGCCCAGCUUCCCUUCGGCGCCCCGGUUCCCCUUCCGGGAGCGCAGGCGGCCGCCUCUACUGCUUUCCCUCGGCCUGCAGCUCUCCUGCGGCGACCAUGGCAGCUCGGACACCCGGGGCUGCCUUGCGGCUCUGCGCCACUGUUUUUUUUCUUGAGAUGGCUUUCUGUAAAGGAUUCGUAGAAGAUUUAGAUGAAUCGUUUAAGGACAAUCGAAAAGAUGACAUUUGGCUUGUAGAUUUUUAUGCACCAUGAUGUGGUCAUUGUAAAAAACUGGAGCCAAUUUGGAAUGAAGUUGGUCUUGAAAUGAAAAGCAUUGGUUCGUCAGUUAAAGUUGGAAAGAUGGAUGCUACUUCCUAUUCUAGCAUUGCUUCAGAGUUUGGAGUUCGAGGUUAUCCAACAAUUAAGCUAUUAAAAGGGGACUUGGCAUAUAAUUAUAGAGGACCACGAACUAAAGAUGAUAUUAUUGAGUUUGCUCACAGAGUAUCUGGAGCACUAAUUCGGCCACUUCCAAGUCAGCAAAUGUUUGAACAUGUGCAGAAAAGACAUCGUGUAUUUUUUGUUUAUGUAGGUGGAGAGUCAACUUUGAAGGAGAAAUACAUAGAUGCUGCUUCAGAAUUAAUUGUAUAUACAUACUUCUUUUCUGCUUCAGAAGAAGUAGUUCCUGAGUACGUGACUCUGAAGGAGAUGCCCACCGUGCUUGUUUUCAAAGAUGAAACUUACUUUGUUUACGAUGAGUAUGAAGACGGUGACUUGUCAUCUUGGAUCAACAGGGAGAGGUUUCAGAAUUAUCUGACUAUGGACGGCUUCCUCUUGUAUGAACUUGGAGAUACAGGAAAGCUUGUAGCUAUUGCAAUUAUUGAUGAGAAAAAUACAUCAAUUGAACAUACCAGACUGAAGUCAAUUAUUCAGGAAGUUGCUAGAGAUUACAGAGAUCAGUUCCACAGGGAUUUUCAGUUUGGACAUAUGGAUGGGAAUGACUAUAUAAAUACCUUGCUGAUGGAUGACUUGACUGUCCCAACUGUAGUUGUACUGAACACUUCAAACCAACAAUACUUUUUACUAGAUAGAGAGAUCAAGAAUACUGAAGACAUGGUCCAGUUCAUUAAUAGCAUUUUGGAUGGCACAGUAGAAGCCCAAGGAGGUGAUAGCAUUUUGCAGAGAUUGAAAAGAAUGGCAUUUGAUGCUAAAUCUACCGUUGUGUCCAUAUGCAAGAGCUCUCCGAUCAUGGGCUGCUUCCUCUUUGGCCUGCCUCUGGGUGUCAUCAGCAUCAUGUGCUAUGGCAUCUACACAGCCGACACAGACGGGGGCUACAGUGAAGAGCGGUAUGAAGUGUCCAAAAGCGAAACUGAAAGCCAGGAAGCCACGGAGGAGAGCAGAGAACUGCAGGAGCCAAGGAGCGGACAGUCUCUAGUGCCUGCCAGGCAAGAGCCCAAGGAUGUAUUAGAGAAGAAGACAGAUUGAGACUCUGCUAUCAUGUCAAAUUACUAUUAAAGAGUC